Messenger RNA from Drosophila yakuba, 4910 nucleotides. It is a transcript of the gene jvl, whose product is annotated as nucleoprotein TPR. NCBI's taxonomy places the organism in Eukaryota, Metazoa, Arthropoda, Insecta, Diptera, Drosophilidae. The transcript is spliced from 6 exons. The record is from RefSeq and is a predicted model, not a curated record. Bases 556 to 4554 code for a protein of 1332 amino acids.
ACAUCGAUUUGUUGUUCCAGCUCUAACUACCACUGUCUGCAAAAUAUUUUAAACAAAAGUGCUUCUUAAUUAAGUAAUUUACUUAUUAUUAGGGUUUCUUUUGUUUGGAUCUGGGCCGAAUUACGGUUGUGCAAGUGUUUCGUUUGGUUUGUUGGCGUGUUUAUCCUAGUUUGGCGGCCCUUUGGACUCGUUCGUGUAUCGCCAUCUCGCUCCCACCCCCGCAAUCGGCUUCGUGCGUAUUUUUUUGUGCAUUUUUACACAGAACUCACACUUUUGUAUGGUCAAAGAAUUUGUACUUUAUUUUUGCACUUGAAGAACAAGAGAAAAUGAAGAAACCGAUGUGCAAGUGGUAAUCACUUAUUUUUGGCAAGCGGUGAACUUCGCUGACUUUUGACCAGCGAAAAAGAUGGAGGAGGAUAAUGCCAAGGCCCUAAGUAAUAACAACAACAAGACCAACAACAAGGGACGCCAGCAGCUGCAGGGACACGCCCACAGCACCGCCCACGCCUCCGUCGAUAUAUUUAUAUUCGAUUUAUAGUAGCUGUAGUUGUAGUCAUGCCAACAACAAAAACCCAAACACAGACAACAACAACUUGCAGCGAAGAGGAAGAAGCGGCGAUAAUACGAGAAAAUUGCGAUACGCCAAUGGCGACCCCAGCAAAUACAACAACAGCAAACACAACAACUGCAGCAGCCACAACAACAACAAGAACAGUAAAUACGCACAGACAAGAAGAAGAAGCACCGGCAGCAGCCGCAGCAGCAGUUGCAUCCACAUCUAGUGUCACGAAAACAGCAGCCGCAGCAACAACAACAGCAACAAUAAACAUAUUAUCCGCUGCAGCGGGAUGCCACAAGCCGUUAUUCUUCAGCCGCCGCUUUCAGGACAAACGGAACUUUAGCUCGCUACCGCUCUUCGUCUACGCGACCUCGCCCUCAACGCACGCCCACUCAGCGGACGGAGUAGGCGUGGCCAAGGAGGCAGCCGCUUUUUGCCACAAGAAUGAAGGCUUCGAACCUGCAACGCAUGGCAUCAGCAAAACGGACGGAAGCUGCAUCAGCCACCACAGUGAGAGCAACCGGAACGGGAACGCGAACGGAAUCGGAGGCGUCAACGGGAGCGGAAUCGUCGGCCACCAUCUCGGUGGAGUCCUGCGCUCCACUGACCUGAGCAGCGGGGCCAUGGAAUGCCUGCCGAUGAGCAGUGCCGCCCAUCACCCACAUCUGAUGGCGGGUGCGUCGGCGGUUGGAGCCGUUUCCGCCUCUCCCACGGCGACCGUGGUGGUGGGGGCCACGUAUCCGCACCACCUGCACCACCACCACCUGAGCCACCACACGCCGUACAGCAACAGCUACGGCAGCCACCACAUACACAGCGAGCAGACCAAGUCGCUGCAGGAGCUGCAGCACGAGGUUGGCGCCCUGCUCGAGUUCAGGGACCUGGUCAUAGAAACAUUUCCCGACCUCAAGCACAAGAUGGCCUCUAUGUCUGCCACGCCCUCGACGCCCACAUCUUCGGUGGGUGCCAUCGGUGGCAGUCACUCGGUGGGUGGCGGCAGUUCCUCGCUAGCCACCAGCAGACGUGAGUGGGAGCCGGGCAUACGAAUGAAGCGAAAACUGUCGCACAAAGAACCGUCCACGUCGUCAGCGGCAGCUGCUCCUUCCUCUGGAGCUGAGGCGUCGUCCUCGUCGCUGACGCGCAGCCGUAGCAAUUCGCACAGCGGCAAAAAAGAGCCAAAGAGCGGAGAGAACAACAACGGAAGCGUUGUGCAAGACUCCGGCUUCUCAACGGAGACCAGUUCCUCCAAGGAGGGCCACAGUGCCUCCUCCACCAACGGUGCUAUGACGGUGGCCAUAGCAGCGAAUCGCCUGAGCUGCGCGGAAUCGGACGAUGAGCUGCUCAACCUGCUGGACGUCAUUCACCGCAAAUCCAAUCGCUUACGCGAGGAAGUGGAGCACUUGCAGAGCUACGAGCGCCAGCAGGGGGAUGCUCAAAAGACAGGAGGCGAAGGGGGCCAGGGUGCUAGCAAGGAUGGAAUGACAGCGCAGCAGUUCCGAGAGCAGGUGGAGCGACUAAAUCGCGAGGACAUCAAACAGCUGCGCAAGGAGCGCGACCGUCUGCUGGACAAGCUGGCCGAAAUGGAGGCGGAAACGCUGACCGGGCGCAUUAAGGCGGCCAAGAUGAGCGACCAGGUGGAGGAGUUGGUAGGAGUGAAGAAAGAUCUCGAGGAGCAGCUAAAACUGGCGAUGGCCCAAAAGCUAGAGUUGAGCUCGCGGGUGCAGCAGUUGCAGCAGCAGCAGCAACAAAGCAAAAGCUCUUCCAGCGCCAGUCAGUCGGAUUACUCCAGUCAACGCAACUUUCUAUCCUCAGCCACCACUGUGCUCUCCAAUGGCAGUCGCCCCAGCAGCAACAUCAUUAGCAACAACACAUUCCAGCCGGUCGUCCUCGAUCAGCCAGCGCAGGAAGCAUUCCAUCAAAGCCCAGGCAGUGAUAUUCCAUUGAGAAAACAGCAACAGCAAUCUUUGGGACAUCUUGAUGGCAUCGUGAGCACGCCCGGCUCGCGCAACUCCAAAUGCCGUCUGGCCGACUCCAAGCGAUUCGCGGCCAUUCUAUUGGAAACAAAUGUUUUGGAGCUGCAGCGCCACUUGCUCACCCUUACCGUGCAGAACCAGGUGCUGGCCCAGAAGCUGGAAUCGUCCAGCAAGUCCAAGACGCUGCUGGCCAAGCGGCUGGACAAAAACAGCGAGGAGAUCGAGGAUCUGCGUUACCAGCUGACGGAGAAGACCAUCGAACUUGAGGGCACCAAGGCGCAGUUGCGUCUGGUGGAGUCCCGUCUGCAGGCGAGCAACAGCACCACCAACUCGUAUCUCCAUUCAUCGCAGCAUGACUACGAGACCAAUCGCUCCUCGGCUUCCACCACGCUAAUGCUGAGUCGUCGUGGAGUUUCCGAUUCGGUGGACUCUACAUCGUCGGCUAUGCCUGCCCCGCCAGUCACACAGAUCAGCACGCCCAGCAUGAAGGCCAUGGUGCCGCUGGCCAUGGAUGAGCUGCAACAGCACAGUAGUAGCACGGAGUCGGCGCACGAGCACGAGAAUCAAGCGCUUCAAACACCCAACAGCACCAUCUCCCCCCUCAGCAAGACGAUGAUAAAUGCCAGUCCCUGUCCGGUGGGAAGCAGUACGCCCAGUAAUAUAGCCGCCCGUGUGAUGAGCAUCAGUGUGGGCGGAGUGAGUCCGUUUGAGGCCAUGACUCCACCGCCGCGCCAGAAUGCGUUCCGAAAGUUUGGAAGUGCCAGCAAGCCCAGCAAGAUUCCGCUCCCGGGCAGCAAGGCGGCGGCCUAUUUUUCGGGCAAACCGCCAACGGGAAGACCUUCGACGGCGGGUCGAUCUCCCCCAUCGGCGCACAACUCUAGUAGCACCUCGUAUGGUAGUAAAUCCUCGCUGAGCAGAAGCACGGGAAAUUUGCAAAGCCUGCGAAGAGCAGACACGUCCGCCUCCAACCACUCGCUGAGUACGAACACGAGCCGGAGUUCAACUUCCUCUUCGAUUCCGCUGGCCACCACACCUUACUCAUCCGGCUCGACUGGCAAUCGCAGCCAGCCAACAGCCGCAACGACUCCGUCCCCGCGUGUGCUCCAGAACUCGCCGCUGCCCAAGCUGAAGCGGGAUUCGAUCAGCUCCAGGGUGCGUCAUCUGGACUCCCUGUCACGUGCCCAGCAGUCGCCGGAGGGCCUGAAGGGAACCACCACCAACUCCGCCUCCAUUACCGCUCAGCUGAGCUCGACGCUGCGCAAAGAUCUCCAGCUGAGUGGAAACGGGACCGGAGCUCCCUAUCAUCAGCACCAGCAGAACCACAGACGCAGUGGUCACUCGCCGGCAUCCAACUCCUCUGGUAGCGGCGUGUCCAGGCGUUACAGUAGUGCCUCGACUGGGGGUUCCGGUGGUCGAGCCAUCGGCCGGGAUCAGGGUGAGGCCACCACGCCCACAUCCAGCUAUGGCGGCGACAGUGAUAGUGGCAAGAAUUUGGCCAACACCGUUGAAAAGCCAAAUUUCCGUCUCAAUAACCACAGUUGGCAACUAUGGCAAACGAGCAGCAGCAGCCAGGGAAAUGCUCAAGUGCAACGAUAUCUGCCCCAUGAGCUGCACGAUGUGUCCGAGGAGACGGCCUACGAUUCGUACUACACCGAGUAUACCACGCCCGAUUCCAUGGACUGUGCCACGUCCAAUCUCCUGGUCACUUUCGACUACGGCUACAGUGACUCGAUCGAGGCCAGAGCUUAUUCUGCAGCUCCGGACGAUGAUGCGAUGAUGGGCGAAGGCGCUGAUCCUGUAUAUGGCGAUGGGUGUGCGGACGAGGUGGAUGCCAUCUGGUUUGGUACUCCGCCCAGGGACACGAAGGACGAGAAACUGUUUGAGGUGCAUCAUGUGCAGCACAAGCUGCUGGAUGAGAGCCUGCAGUCCUUGAUUUCCUACGACGUUGAUGAUUUUGAGGAGGAGCUAUCGGAGCCAGAGCCGGAUGAAGAGAUUUUCUAUGACAGCAUUGAGUGUGGUUAAGAGAUGCUGGGUGCAGGCGUUUAACUAUCAACCAUCAUAUCUAAACUAGUCCUUAUUUUCAAACCCCCUUUUCACACCUUGUUUUAUUGUAAUUAUCGAAAGAAAAUGGAAAAAUGGAUAAAUAUGUGUAUGUAGCUGUAGUAUAGUGUUACGUGACGUGUAUAAUGCUAAUUUAAUUAUAUAUUUGGUUUAACUAUCCAGCGGCCCUGCAAUGAUCGAUUGUAACUGAAAUGAAUUGUGACUGAAUUGUAUUGAAUUGUAUCGUAAUGUUUAUUUUCUCCAUUAACCAUUCAGGGCUUUAGUCUAUACGUAAAUGGUUUCUUCGACUAUUUAUUAGUAGCGUACAAUACGUAUGC